GGUGCACCUGGGGAGACCCUUCUCCCUAAAGCAAGGCAGGGCACAGUUGUUGCCUAUAUGGCCUUAGAGUUGUUGAACACAGGAUUUUACAAAUGGUGUCUGAGGAGAGAACUUUGUCCUCAAAUGCAUCUAAAUAAAGGGAGCAGAAAAAGCAAAACAAGCAGUUUCCCUCUUUCUCAGUACAUUGGUCUCCAAAUCAAACAUCUAUUUCUUGUAGAAAUACACCUUCUUCCCUGCAUGGACAAUAUGGCUGAGAAGCAGAUUAACAACUUAGACUGGUCCACAAAAGCCUCCUGUGUCCCCUCCUCCAAAACAACCUGACUUCCCAUCUACUUCUGGGGGGGGGGGGCUGGUCUUGACUUUGAAGCCUUUCCCCAUGGUAGCUGCAGCCCCCUUCCCAGAUCUCACCUGACUGAUGUGCAGCAGGUCUACCUCUGGGCCCUGGUCUUAGAUUUUGGGGACGAACAAACGGACUGACUGAGCACUUAUCCUUUAAAUAUGUGUGGUAUGGUAAAAGGAUGUGCAUGCCUAUAAAAUAACCAGAGCCCUUGCCACUGCAGGUAUGACGGACAUAGGAGCCUAGGUGAAAGAGCAAACUGCCAGGCAAGCUAGGGAAGAGCUCUAUUCCAGCUGAAGGCUUGACCACUGUCUUAUACUGUCUUAGGGAAACCAGGAGGUACCUGAGGGAUGAUUUACCUUUCCUGGUGACCUCUCCACUUUGCCCCAGUUAGAAGUGUGAGUGGCUCCUGAGAACUUUGUCACAGACACUCUGCUUUGGUUGCCACUUCAGGCUUGAGAACAUUCUGCAUGUGGGGAAGGAGCACUGCCCCAGAGCCUGUGGACCAUCACCUAGGAGAUGAGUGGGGAAGUCAAAGCAGAGGCUGAUUUUUGCCUCCGGCUCUUCAGAGCCAGCUAUCUCUUCCCUGUCUGUCAGCUGCCUGCAUGAAGGGAAGGCAUCAGCCUAUAAUAGUUAAAGUUUUUAGGACCACCUACAGGUGCAGCUAUAGGCUCUGGCUGUCUUUAACUCUGGUACAGAGAGAAUCAUGGGCUCUGAAUAGGAGGAACAUGAGCUUUAGGGGGCAUUUGGGGUAUAGAAGUUUAAUGAUCAUGUAAACAAUGGGGGAAGGAAGUCAUGGUCUACUAGAUUCUCAAAGGCUGAUGAAUUAUCUUUGUGACUUACUGCUUUCUGAGAUGACCUUAAUGAGAAGUUGUGCAAUUGUUUGAAAGCCAGGGUUCUGCAGAUGGUUUGAAUAAAAUGACUAGAGAUUUGUCCAUAAUGCUCUUAAAGGAUAGUGUGCUGGCUCAGCCCCUUCUCUCUUGGCUACAUUUGAAGACUAGGAGUUGGAGAGUACAAGACUUAAGGAAUAAGAAUUGGGAGGGGGGGGCACUUGGAUUCUAGAAGCUCCCAGAUGUUUUGACUUUUGUUUCCUUUUCUUCAGCAACCAACCAGUGGUUCAUCCCAGCUGUGAGAGGGGAUAUCCCUCCAGGGUGUGCAGCCUAUGGCUUUGUGUGUGAUGGUACUCGCCUAUUGGUGUUUGGUGGAAUGGUAGAGUAUGGAAAAUACAGCAACGACCUCUAUGAACUCCAGGCAAGUCGCUGGGAAUGGAAGAGACUGAAGGCAAAGACACCCAAAAAUGGGCCUCCUCCAUGUCCUCGGCUUGGACAUAGCUUCUCCCUUGUGGGUAACAAAUGUUACCUGUUUGGGGGUCUGGCCAAUGAUAGUGAGGACCCCAAGAACAACAUUCCGAGGUACCUGAAUGACUUAUAUAUUCUCGAACUACGGCCGGGCUCUGGAGUGGUAGCUUGGGACAUCCCCAUCACUUACGGUGUCCUGCCUCCACCCCGGGAGUCACAUACUGCUGUGGUCUACACUGAAAAAGAUAACAAGAAAUCCAAGCUGGUGAUCUAUGGAGGGAUGAGUGGCUGCAGGCUAGGGGACCUUUGGACCCUGGACAUUGAGACACUGACAUGGAAUAAGCCCAGCCUUAGUGGGGUGGCACCCCUUCCUCGCAGCCUCCACUCUGCAACCACCAUAGGAAACAAGUGAGUAUCUGCUCUUUUCUUCUCUGACCUGAGCUGCCCCUAAGUCUGAAGGUUUCUUAAGUCAGUUUUGUCAACUGUCCCUCAUUCCCAAGGAGG
This is a messenger RNA of Mus caroli (Ryukyu mouse), 2139 nucleotides long. Lineage: Eukaryota; Metazoa; Chordata; Mammalia; Rodentia; Muridae. The record is from RefSeq and is a predicted model, not a curated record.